UUUCGCCGACGGGAUGUGUUAACCGGUGAAAUGAAAACUGAAACGUUUCGUCCAAUUGUUUUUGGCAAAACCUGUGUGGUGGUGAAACCGUUUGACCGCAAUCUCAUCAUCAGGACGAGAUCGCACACGAGAGCACGUGCACGUACCGCAUUUUGUUUCGCUACAUCUCUCAUCCACAAGAGUCCCUCCUCUCGUUGUUCAAACAGCCGCUGACUGUUGGAAGUCACCAUGUCAUCAAUCGCUGCUCUCAAGGCACAGAUAGAGGCCUUGGAGCUUCAAGUCCUCAAGGAGAGCGAAGAGAAACAAGUGUUGCAGACCCAGCUCACUAUUGAACAGGCUGAGAAGAAGGAGCGAGUUCUUUUGGCUCGCGGGGAAUAUUUCACACAGCUACGGGAUGUUCUUGGCACAGAGCGAGUUGAUUUCACUGGUGGAUUCCGUGCUAUUUGCAGUCGUGUGCAUGGUGGGGGUGCUAGGCGCUGGCGUGAAAAGAGACUUCCAGAGUACACAACUCUUGAAUUGGAGCUGUUGGCAAAAGUUGCAGACGUGAAUGUAACUGCUGAUAACUUCUCGUAUACGUCGAAGUCCGCUUCGGAUAGGGAAAGCAUCGCGGAGAAGGGAGGCCAUAGCAAACUGAGCAAAGAAGAAAAGGACGUGAUUCAGAACAAAAGGAAAAACAAGCUUCUCAGAGCACAGAGCAGCAGCGGGUUGAGUCGUUCCAGUAAAUCUGGAAGCGAGGCUGCUACGGACCCAGGCGUCAAAAUGAUUGAUAUCGGAACCGUAACAAAUGCAGCUCACCUCCUUGCUGGAAAUAACUCUUGUUCGCCUACUAUGGGAAUAUUUGUCCAGGCAAUAAUCGGUUGUGACCUUGAAGCAAAAACAAACGAGCAAAUUAGGGCCGCUGCAGUUUUGGUUGCCAGGGGUGGUGACACUAGAAGACUUGGAGAUCUUGUGGCUAAGCAGAAAAAGGUUUUACAAAACCUGGCCUACCAUCAGCGACACUACAAAGGAUUUUGUAAUAUUGCGAAUAACUUAAUCCAGGUACCAAAAGGAGGCCAUGAAAAAUUCUUCGAUAUCGACUGCGACUGGGUCAUCGCGCCUAUUAUGCCUUUUUCUGACAUUAUCGGCUGGAAUCCUGAAACAGUUCAGUGGAGACCUCCGGAAGAGAGAGGGUACUGGGUCAUGUUCAUCGCAGGGACCUUUACAAAGAUUGACACCGGGGCUUACAUUAACUUUUUAAAUGCAAGCACAAGUGAAAAGGAGGGUGAGCAAGUUUACACUCCAGGAGAGCGAGAACGGUGUAGCAGACCCGACGUCGAACAGGGGAUUGCAAACCUCUCCGCCUUCAUCAAAGCUUUUGCGGAUUUAGCGACAGGCCGGAAAGCAAACCGGGAAGACGCUGCGAAGUUGACCCCUUUCGACCUGAUCGACGACAAUGCGCGGCCCCCUAAUCUGGAUCAAGUGACGGCCGCGCGGGACAAGUUAGCGAUGGACUGGCUGGUCACCGUUCCCACUCUAAAGGCGUUCGACCAAGAAAAGACGCAAGUCUUGAAGGUUUUUCUUCGCCAUGAGAAUCCGCAUCUCUUACCCGAACCAAUGGCAGUUGCAGGCAAGGGAGCACUCAAUUUUAUGGAAAUGAUCGGAGAAAAACCUGUGCCGGCUUGCGGUGAAUCGAGCAUUGUGGAGUAUAGCGAGUCGAGCGCAGACCAGGAGAGCGAUGCAUCAUCCAUUGAUCAGAUUUCGAUUCAAACGCCUUCUAAGCAAACCGGUAUCCCUGAUUGCAUUACGAUCGUGACACCGUCGCCGAACCAAAGGAAAGGCGACGAAAGGGUGCAAUCAACUGAGCUUUCAAUGGGGUAUUGAAUGCUUUGCUAGUCGGACAAGCUUGUAGCGGUAAAUUUAUCAACAAGUGCUGUAUGGUACCUAAGCUAGCUAGCGAAACCUAAACCAUAAACUCAGUGUGACAAAUGGCGUGGCAAGAACACUUUCAGAUACUGGUUGGCUAGCUGCUCGAGGGAUG
Seminavis robusta is the source of this 2017-nucleotide messenger RNA. The record is from the annotation of a GenBank genome assembly. Lineage: Eukaryota; Bacillariophyta; Bacillariophyceae; Naviculales; Naviculaceae.